AUGUCAAAAGUUCUCGCAAUCUUCGGUGCCACUGGCCAACAAGGAAGCUCUGUUUUGAACCAUGUGCUGAAUGACUCAAAACUCUCCCCUGAGUACAAAAUCCGGGCUAUCACUCGCGACGUCACAUCGGAGAAAGCCCAGGCCCUCAAAGAAAAAGGAAACGUCGAUAUUGUCGCAGGUGACGUGUCCGACGCCAAAUCACUGGCCACGGCUUUAACCGGUGUGCAUACUGUCUUUGCCAUGACCACGCCAGACAUUAGCGCCAGCGCCUAUGAAGUCGAGCUACAAAACGCGAAGCGAAUCGCUGACGUCGCUGUUCAACAAGGCGUUGACUAUAUCAUUUGGAGCACGCUACCAUCUGUGCAUGACAUCUCCAAGGGAAAAUAUACCUUAGUCGUCCCGUUUGAUGUGAAGGCCGCAGCCGAACAGUAUAUUCGUACUCUUCCUAUCAAAAAGGCCUUUCUUUCACUCGGCUCGUUUAUGGAAAACUUUCAAGCACAAACAUUUCUAGCCCCGAAACCAGCUGCAGAUGGUACUUAUGUACUAGCUCGUCACACCUCUCCGAAAGCGAAGUUCCCAUUGCUCGAUGCAGUUGGUGAUACCGGAAAGUUUGCUGGUGCAAUCCUCGCUGACCCUGCUAAGUUCGAGGGGAAAAGACUCCAUGCUGCUACUAAGUUGUAUACCGGAGAGGAGAUUGCUGCACUUCUUUCUAAGAGUACCGGAAGAGAUAUUGUCUUCAAGCAGGUCUCCACUCAGGAGUUUCGGACAAGCCUGCCUUUCUUUCAAGAUGUUUUUGUGGAGGGAUUUAGCUUCAUGGAUGAAUAUGGAUACUUUGGACCUGACUCUGAGGCGUUAGUCGCUGAGGCGGGUGCGGUUGCCAGGGGCAAACUUUCUACGUUUGAGGAGUUUUUAGAAAGACAUCCAUUCCAGCUAAUGUAG
Penicillium angulare is the source of this 939-nucleotide messenger RNA. RefSeq names its product NmrA/HSCARG family protein. Lineage: Eukaryota; Fungi; Ascomycota; Eurotiomycetes; Eurotiales; Aspergillaceae. The transcript has a single exon. Bases 1 to 939 code for a protein of 312 amino acids. The record is from RefSeq and is a predicted model, not a curated record.